This is a messenger RNA of Saccoglossus kowalevskii, 1866 nucleotides long. Its product is annotated as dynein axonemal assembly factor 3-like. NCBI's taxonomy places the organism in Eukaryota, Metazoa, Hemichordata, Enteropneusta, Harrimaniidae. Gene Ontology annotation, biological process: motile cilium assembly; axonemal dynein complex assembly. The record is from RefSeq and is a predicted model, not a curated record.
AUGGUAGACGGCUUUGGAGCAAUUACUUGGUGGGGAUUCAGCCCCGCGUUGGACUUCCAAGAAAAAGGUUUGGAAGGAUUACAUGUAUCUGGUGGUGAUGGAGACUGUGAAGAAUUCAACGUUUUGAUGAUUGGUGCUGGUGAUUGCAGACAUAUACUGAAAACCAUAUCUAGAAAACAUAGAUAUCCUAAGAAAAAAAUAAAUUUUUACGUGAUUGAGAACAGUUUGGAGAUCUAUGCCCGUCACAUGCUGCUACUAAACAUAGCAUUGGAGUCGCCGCAGAAAAUGGGAUUCCAAGAAAAAACUGAAUUAUUCUUAGAAAUCUAUGGUAAUUCACUAAUCAGAUCACAUUCCAGUCAGUACAUUGUAAAUAAAGCCAAUGAAUUCAUCAAAUAUGUUACAGAUCUAGACUACAUGAAGGAGAUGAUGCCUAUAUUUGACAUAUCAGCUUUGAAGUUUAAAGAAAGGGACCAACUAGAAGCAAUCUAUAAAUUCUGGAGGAAUCCUGAUGUUAAAGUAUAUGAUAUUUCAAAAUAUUGGGAUGAUAGGGUGAGGAAGCACCUGGGUGUACGCUAUGAUAAUAAACAAGGUGCAUUUGACUGGGAUUACAGUAUGAAACUUUGUGAGAAAGAUGCUAAAAUUAUCAACAUUCAUGUGUACUCACAGUGGAGGAGGAAUGGUGUGGCAUUUGAAACAAGGGAAGGCGACUAUGAUUCACCCAAUAAGACGCUGGCUUCAGGAAUGAUAUUCAAAGUGGGUGGUGAUAGAAUAGCCCAGCGUGGUUACUGGGGUGACAUCGUAACAAGUCCAUUCAUCACAUUUGGUAUAGAAUGUGAAGAGAAAAGUUUGCUGAAAAAAGCUAAUGAUAUGCACAUGAAGACUUCAAGAGAUGUCUCAGAGUACAACGUACUCUCCAUGCUGUAUGAGCUGACCAACAAUGAAAUAUAUGUAAUGCCAAAACAAGAUGGGAAGGAUGGUACAAAAAAGGAAGAAGCAAAACUUACUGAAAUUACUGAGGAUGAGGAAGAAGAAGAUGUGAAUGAAAAUGCUGAAGAGCCAGCUUCAUCUGAGAGUACAGGUGAAACUGCAAAGCUGAUACAGAUUGAAGAUGUAACUGUUAACUUCCUACCAUUGUCUUCUGCUCAAGAGUUGAAGAAAAAAAGUAAAUAUCAUCAGCUGUUUCAUCUUGUGUAUUUCUCAAACAGUAUGGUACACAACCUGACUCCAGAGAUUAAUACACUGUUUUCUGAACGUGCAUGUGUAAUGUUGGAAACUGCAAAGUUUAUGCUGGACUUGAAGAAGGAACAGACAGAUGAGUUUGUCAAGAAAGUUAGCAGUAUGGCCAAAUCUGUAGGCUGUGAGCCCCAGACACUGUGUAAUUCUGAUAAAGAUUCUGCUUUUCUUAAGUUCACUUUCAGAAGAAAAGACCAAUCAUGACAUCAUGUGCCUUCCUAACAACCACCACACAGUGUCAAUACUCAACUUGGCAGUUGUGCUGGUCACUGUGCAUUUUAUUUAAACAAAUUCAUCUCCCUAAUUUAUCUUUUCUUUUCUUUAUCAAAUCAUGCAUUCCAUCUGAAUUGUUGUGUCUUGCAUUGCUAAACAUACACAAUUUAUCCAGUAGGGUUUCACGAAAUGUUGCAAUAUUCUUUUGGCUACUUUGAAUUUUCAUGUGUGAUGCUGCAAUCAUUUUUGAAAAAAAACUAUUAAGAUCAUGUAAAUGUUGAAUCCAGAUGAUUCAACAAAGCAGUCUUUUAUUAUGUGGCCAUUAAAGUACGUUUUCAUUCCAUAAAUUCCAUCAUAGUCAUUACAUUACAGUUUGCAGUGAUUGUUUCUUACCUUGAAAUUAAUUAUGCAUUUAUUCUU